Molecule: messenger RNA, 471 nt
Organism: Mollisia scopiformis
Lineage: Eukaryota; Fungi; Ascomycota; Leotiomycetes; Helotiales; Mollisiaceae
Product: cwf21-domain-containing protein
Exons: 2
Source: RefSeq, a predicted model, not a curated record
AUGUCUUCCAACGUCGGUCUUUCUACGCCUCGAGGUAGUGGUACCUCUGGUUAUGUGCAGCGCAAUCUUGCGCAUUUGAAACCUCGCGAUUAUGGGAAGCCUUACUCCACCGACCUGGAUAGUCUUAAGCAUCGCCAGCGACAACCGGACAAGGAGAUCCUAGAGCACGACCGAAAGCGCGAAGUGGAGGUCAAGGUCUUUGAGUUGAGAGACAAACUUGAAGAUGAGGGUGUCGACGAGGAGGAGAUCGAGACUCAAACUGAGGCCUUGAGAAGGAAAUUACUGAAGGAAAGUGAAAGAGGAACUGGACCGAACAAAAAAGGCCUGAAGAUGCAUCAAGUUCAUGAAUUGGCAGAGGCCAAAAUCAAGCAAGACGAUAGGUUCAGAAGUGCGUUGGGGAUUAGCAAGGACUACGAGGAGGGAAGCCACUGGAAGAAACAAGAGGAAAGAUUGAAGGCCGCAGCGGAGAAG